AUGUCGUCGCAACAACCACCAAGAAAUACAAAUCCGAACUUGAAGCCUCGCGUUGUUAUGGAUCCCCAUCUUCAGUCUGGGGCCGGGGCCCCGAGACGACCACUCCCUGUUCAAGAUAUUCGGCAGACGAAGGAGUAUAAGGCUGCUUCGAGACGGUGGAUCUCCACGAUUGUGGCGCUGCCGGUAUUGAUGUAUACGUCGUGGGUUUUGUAUGAGCGGACGUAUGGAAACCAGCAGCCGAAGCGCCUGAGUGAUCUGCCUCCACCUAAUAGCGAGGAGACCAAGUGA
Molecule: messenger RNA, 288 nt
Organism: Aspergillus puulaauensis
Lineage: Eukaryota; Fungi; Ascomycota; Eurotiomycetes; Eurotiales; Aspergillaceae
Exons: 3
Coding region: 1-288 (95 amino acids)
Source: RefSeq, a predicted model, not a curated record